Sphenostylis stenocarpa is the source of this 2097-nucleotide messenger RNA. NCBI's taxonomy places the organism in Eukaryota, Viridiplantae, Streptophyta, Magnoliopsida, Fabales, Fabaceae. The record is from the annotation of a GenBank genome assembly.
AUGGCAACGGUGGCGCAACCGUGUUCUUCGUGGACGCGCGGUUCCAUUCCUCUCUCCAAGCACCUCCCGCGACGUCGUUUCAGCGGCAGAACCACCACACUCACACGCCUUAGCCCACAAGCUGCUCUUGUCCAAGCACCGCCUUCACCUUCCUCGCCCAGAGACAAUAGCUCCAUUCAGGUCCUCACCCUGUCACGUGCCAAUGAUCUGCAAGCCGAGGCCAGAGCCAUGACACGUGCGGUCAAUGCGACCAUAUACAACCCUGCACUCAUAGCGUCCCUGUAUGGCUCCCAACCCGUUAAGGUGGUGCGGAGGACCCUUGAGAUUCUGGUUGCGUUGGGUUCGUUUGGGCUGAAGCUGUUACUGGACCAGAGGAAUGGAGUGCUUGAUCAGAAUAGAAGAGUUCGCGCCUCUGAGCUUAAGGACAUAUUCACGAAGCUGGGUCCAACUUUCGUGAAAUUGGGUCAGGGAUUGUCCACAAGGCCUGACAUAUGCCCAACGGAAUAUUUGGAGGAGCUUUCUGAACUUCAAGAUGGUUUGCCUACAUUUCCUGAUGAGGAGGCCUUUGCAUGCAUUGAGAGGGAAUUGGGUCUAUCUCUUGAAUCCAUCUUCUCUUCUAUAUCACCAUCACCCAUAGCAGCAGCCAGUUUGGGACAAGUUUAUAAAGCUCAAUUGAAGUAUUCAGGAAGACUUGUGGCUGUGAAGGUGCAACGCCCUGGUAUUGAGGAAGCAAUAGGAUUGGACUUCUACCUGAUAAGAGGUCUUGGGUUUUUCAUUAAUAAAUAUGUCGACAUAAUCACUAGUGAUGUUGUUGCGCUUAUUGAUGAAUUUGCACGUAGAGUAUUUCAGGAGCUCAACUAUGUGCAGGAGGGACAAAAUGCAAGGAGGUUCAAAAAAUUGUACGCUGACAGGGAAGAUAUCUGUGUCCCUGAUGUUUUCUGGGAUUAUACAAGUGCCAAAGUACUGACAAUGGAGUGGGUUGAUGGAGUCAAACUAAAUGAGCAAGAAGCUAUUGAGAGACAAGGAUUAAAAGUGUUGGAUUUGGUUAAUACAGGCAUUCAGUGCAGCCUCAGACAGCUGCUUGAGUAUGGAUAUUUCCAUGCAGAUCCACACCCUGGGAAUCUUUUAGCAACACCUGAGGGAAAGCUUGCUUUUCUCGAUUUUGGGAUGAUGAGUGAGACUCCAGAAGAAGCAAGAUCUGCCAUAAUUGGUCAUGUUGUUCACUUGGUUAACCGGGACUACGAAGCUAUGGCUCGUGACUACUAUGCUCUUGAUUUUCUGUCACCUGAUGUUGAUGUGUCACCGAUUGUACCAGCACUACGAGACUUUUUUGAUGACGCACUCAAUUAUACUGUGAGUGAACUUAACUUCAAGACACUAGUGGAUGGUCUGGGAAACGUUUUGUAUCAAUUUCCAUUUAAUGUCCCAGCCUACUAUGCUUUAAUAUUGAGGUCUCUCACUGUUUUAGAAGGUUUAGCACUUUAUGCUGAUCCCAAUUUUAAGGUUCUUGCGGCAUCAUACCCAUAUUUUGCUAAGCGGCUCUUGACAGACCCAAACCCAUAUCUAAGGGAUGCUCUUAUAGAGUUACUUUUCCAGGAUGGGAGGUUCAGGUGGGGUAGACUUGAAAACCUGCUAGUCCAGGGGAGAAUGGACAGAGAUUUCUCUGCAAAAGAGGCUUUACAACCUGUCCUGAAGGUAUUAUUGAGUCCAGAUGGUGAAGAACUCAGGAUCCUAGUUAUUAAAGAAGCUGUUCGUGUAACUGAAGCUUUUACUCUUAGCACAAUUUCUGAUACAUACAAGUCAGUUCCUGAUUUUAUGAGGGCUCUUGUUUUCAAUGGCAAUGCAAAUGGACCCAUUAUAAUGUCGGAAGCUGAAACGCAAAACAUGAUAGAGCUUAGAGAUCAAGUAUUCCGGAUAUGGGGACUUCUGCAAUCAUCUAAUGAUUUUGAUCCAGAUCUUUUACUACCUAUACUACAGGUUCUUCAGCAACCUGAGGCACGCAGGCUUGGGGAACGUGUUAUGGGUGGGAUCACUCAACGUCUUGCAGCACGCUUUCUGCAACAAGUACUUCGAGUUCCAACAGCACCUUCCACAUAG